UCUUAUUCCAGUGCAGCCAGAGCAAGCUCUGAGGCCAGAUCCACUGAGCCCAACUUGCACCUGCACCCACACCUCCCGGUUGCCCUCUCCCUACCCUGAGCUUGACCUUUCUGAAGGCAUCAUGUCUGUACCCAAGGGUGCUGGGAAUCCCCAGCUAACCACCACUGUCAAGCUGGACCUUGUGUCUCCUGAGAGUCUCAUGAAUGGCAGCUCCUCAGAGUCAUCAAAGAAGACCAAGGGCAUAACGGGGUUCCAGACAUUGGUUCAUCUGGUCAAAGGCAACAUGGGCACAGGGAUCCUGGGGCUCCCCCUGGCUGUGAAGAAUGCAGGCAUCUUGAUGGGCCCACUCAGUUUGCUGGUGAUGGGCCUCAUUGCUUGCCACUGCAUGCACAUCCUGGUUAGGUGUGCCCAGCGCUUCUGUCACAGACUCAACAAGCCCUUCAUGGACUAUGGGGACACAGUGAUGCACGGACUGGCUUCCAGUCCCAACGCCUGGCUACAAAACCACGCCCACUGGGGGAGGCGUGUCGUGAGCUUCUUCCUUAUUGUCACCCAGCUGGGUUUCUGCUGUGUCUACAUUGUGUUUCUGGCGGACAAUUUAAAACAGGUAGUAGAAGCCGUUAAUGGCACAACUAUCAGUUGCCACAACAAUGAGACGGGAGUUCUGACACCCACCAUGGACUCAAGACUCUACAUGCUCACCUUCCUGCCUGUUCUGGGCCUUCUGGUCUUCAUCCGGAACCUCCGUGUCCUCACUAUCUUCUCCCUGUUGGCCAACAUCAGCAUGCUGGUCAGCCUGGUCAUCAUCGCCCAGUACAUCAUCCAGGGAAUUCCAGAGCCCAGCCACUUGCCACUGGUCGGAAGCUGGAAGACCUACCCUCUCUUCUUUGGAACAGCCAUUUUUUCAUUCGAAAGCAUUGGCGUGGUCCUCCCUCUGGAAAACAAGAUGAAGGAUGCCCGCCGCUUCCCAGCCAUCCUGUCUCUGGGGAUGUCCAUCAUCACCGCCCUGUACAUUGCCAUCGGGGCGCUGGGCUACCUGCGGUUUGGAGAUGACAUCAAAGCCAGCAUCACUCUUAACCUGCCCAACUGCUGGCUGUACCAGUCAGUCAAGCUGCUGUACGUUGUCGGCAUCCUGUGCACCUACGCCCUGCAGUUCUACGUCCCAGCGGAAAUCAUCAUCCCCCUUGUGGUCUCCCAGGUGUCAAAGCGCUGGGCACUGCCCGUGGACCUGUCCAUCCGUCUCGCCAUGGUCUGCCUCACAUGCAUGCUGGCCAUCCUCAUCCCUCGCCUGGACCUGGUCCUCUCCCUGGUGGGUUCCGUGAGCAGCAGCGCGCUGGCCCUCAUUAUCCCGCCCCUGCUGGAGGUGACCACCUACUACGGGGAGGGCCUGAACCCCCUGACCAUCACCAAGGAUGCCCUCAUCAGCAUCCUGGGCUUUGCGGGCUUCGUGGUGGGGACCUACCAAGCUCUGGAUGAGCUGAUCGAAUCCGGGAACUCUCUCCUCCUGUCUAACUCCACUAUGUUUACUCAGUGACACAGCCUUUUCUCACCCACGGUGACUUACGUUGUCUUUAUAUUGUUUCACUUCGCCUUUUCUCUGGCCCAAGACAUGAAAAAACAGGACUCACCAGACACAUUAAAAAAAAAAAAAAGUUAGCUGGGCCACAGGCAGAUCUCAGUGAGUUUAAAACAGCCUGGUCUACAAAGCAAGUCCAGGACAGCCAAGGCUACACAGAGAAACCCUGUCUCGGAAAACAAAACAAAAAACGUUGGCCACUCUCUAGUUUUCCACCUAGUUCAGAGCUCUCCUGUGGAAGCCACCCUCACCAUCUGCUAAUUUCAUACCUUUAGUGGAGC
Messenger RNA from Acomys russatus (golden spiny mouse), 1857 nucleotides. It is a transcript of the gene Slc36a2, whose product is annotated as solute carrier family 36 member 2. Gene Ontology annotation, cellular component: vacuolar membrane. The record is from RefSeq and is a predicted model, not a curated record. The coding region runs from base 122 to 1534 and encodes 470 amino acids. Gene Ontology annotation, biological process: glycine transport; L-alanine transport; proline transmembrane transport. NCBI's taxonomy places the organism in Eukaryota, Metazoa, Chordata, Mammalia, Rodentia, Muridae. Gene Ontology annotation, molecular function: L-alanine transmembrane transporter activity; L-proline transmembrane transporter activity; amino acid:proton symporter activity. The transcript has 10 exons.